Molecule: messenger RNA, 1855 nt
Organism: Selaginella moellendorffii
Lineage: Eukaryota; Viridiplantae; Streptophyta; Lycopodiopsida; Selaginellales; Selaginellaceae
Product: DEAD-box ATP-dependent RNA helicase 18
Exons: 11
Coding region: 57-1661 (534 amino acids)
Cellular component (GO): nucleolus
Molecular function (GO): ATP binding; RNA helicase activity; nucleic acid binding
Source: RefSeq, a predicted model, not a curated record
UUUUAAAUUUGAAAAUGGCGCCAAAUCGGCAAUUUAGGGCAGGAUAAACCCUAGCUAUGAGGUUCGAGGAUCUGGCGCUCAGCGCCGAGACGCUGGCUGUGCUGCGCGGCAAUGGCUUCUACGAUCUCACGCCAGUUCAGGAGCGCAUUAUCCCGCAGCUCUGCCGCGGCCAAGACGCGCUCGUUUGCGCCGUCACGGGCUCCGGUAAGACGCUUGCGUUUGUCGUCCCCAUCGUUGAGAUCCUUCGCAAGCACUCGGCUUCCUUCCAUCCAGGACAGGUUGGAGCGAUUGUUGUGGCACCGACCAGAGAAUUGGCGUCUCAGAUCUUUGAUGUGUCGCGGCCCUUCUUUGCAGGCCUAAACGAGUUUGAUCCUGUGCUGCUUGUUGGUGGUGCCGACGUCUCUUUAGAUGUUUCCAGCAUCGAGAAUUGCCCCCGAGCAAAAGUUUUGGUUGGCACUCCUGGCCGCCUGCUGGACAUCAUGCAGCGGUGUUCUUCUCACUUGGAUUUUUCUUCCUUGAAGGUUUUGAUUCUGGAUGAAGCGGACCGGCUGCUUGAGAUGGGACACGAUCGUCGCGUCUCGGAAAUCAUCAGUCUGCUUCCUGGACAACGGAUAACCGGGCUUUUCUCUGCGACGGAAACAAAAGAACUUGCGGUGAAAGCUGGUGUCCGGCAGGAAUACAGCUUUCAAACGAAAAAACAGACUCCUUCGACACUCAGUGUACAGUAUCUCAUCAGCGAUGCUGAUGAAAAGUCCUCGCAGUUAGCACAAUUCCUUCUUGAACACAAGUCCAAGAAAACUAUUGUAUACUUUAUGACCUGCGCCUCCGUGGAUUACUGGGGAACCAUCCUUCAGAAGGUUGAUAUCAUGAAGAAUGUGUCGAUCGUGGUGCUACAUGGUAAAAUGAAACAGAAAUCCCGUGAAAAUGCCUUGCAAAGAUUCACCGACAUGCCAUCGGGUGUGCUCUUCUGCACUGAUGUCGCUGCUCGCGGACUCGAUAUACCUGGUGUCGACUGGAUUGUGCAGUAUGAUCCUCCUCAAGAUCCAAACACGUUUGUUCAUAGAGUCGGGCGUACUGCAAGAAUUGGACGCGUUGGCCAUUCUGUUGUGUUCCUUCUUCCAAAGGAGGAUACGUAUGUGGAGUUUCUGCGCAUAAGGAACGUUCCCGUCGAAGAGAGAAACAAGCCGGAGGCGAUGGAUAUCAUUCCAAUGUUGCGUGCAGCCGCUGAAAGUGAUCGAGAUGUAAUGGAGAAGGGACUGAAAGCAUUCGUAUCGUAUUUUCGAGCGUACAAGGAGCACCACUGUAACUACAUUUUCCAGUGGAAGAAACUGCAGCUUGGCAAGAUUGCCAUGGGCUUUGGUCUCUUGCAGCUACCUUCGAUGCCAGAGCUAAAGCGAGGCAUUUUCACGUCGCAACAUUUUGUCCCCGUCGAGGGGAUAGAUUUCAGUGCUAUCAAGUACCGUGACAAAUCGCGGGAGAAGCAGAGGCAAAGGGAGCUAAAAGCUGCUCCUCGCAAACGUUCCAAGCCCGAGAAAUGUUCCAAACAAGACAAGAAGAAGAUCGCAGCUGUGAAGAAGCUCCCCGGCAAGAAAAGAAGCUUGAGAGACAUGGAAGAGCUGAAUGAAGAUUACCGGCAGUGGAAGAAACAGCGACAAAAGUGAGCUAAGCUUUCCUUUUCUCAUUGUAUUCAAGCUUACUACGCUGUUGAGAGGGAGCGAGCUAUGUCUUGGGCAGCACGAAGCCCAGGCCUUUCCCCCAACCAAGCGCCGGACGGCAUGCGGUGACUCCUUUGCCCAGCCGGAUCUGGCCUUCUCUUCCGGUGCUCACGUCCAGGCAGUAGACCUCCUUCUCCGCA